CGGGCGCGCCGGAAGUGGAGGGGCGUUUCCAACGAGCUCGGCUUCCUCAACAUGGCAGCGCCCUUGUCAGUGGAGGUGGAGUUCGGGGGCGGCGCAGAGCUCCUGUUUGACGGCGUCAAGAAGCAUCAGGUGACCUUGCCUGGACAGGAGGAGCCCUGGGACAUCCGGAACCUCCUUGUCUGGAUCAAGAAGAAUUUGCUAAAAGAGCGGCCAGAGUUGUUCAUCCAGGGAGACAGCGUGCGGCCAGGAAUUCUGGUGCUGAUUAACGAUGCCGACUGGGAGCUGCUGGGUGAGCUGGACUACCAGCUGCAGGACCAGGACAACAUCCUCUUCAUCUCCACGCUGCAUGGCGGCUGAGGACCCCUCUCUGAGCCUGGGCACCCCUCGGGGGGCAGGGAGGGAACAAGCAGAUGUCCCCUUGGGCCCUGCUUCCAGGUCUCCCUGUCACCCUUGGCUGCCUUCUUCCCUGCCCUAUCCCCCAAGCUCCCUCCAGGCAGGGAAAAGAGGCCAGGUGCUAAAAAUGAGCCUUUCUCAGGCACGUGAGCAGGGAAAGGCAGACAGGCGCCCGCGCGGAGCACUCCUCCUUCCAGCAGCUGAGGUGGGGGAGGUAUCUCUCUGGGGUGUCAGAUGUAAAACAGCCCCCACAGCCAGGUGACCGGCUGCCUCCAUUCCUGUCUCGUACACACCGAGUGCGGCUGCCAAGGCGCUCCAGCUCCUGGGCUGCAGUGGCUUCCUGGGGAAGAUGAAUGGACCUGGAUGGCUGAUGGGAGGCCCCUCCCUUCUCAAAGAUUGGAGGAGUCUCCGCCUCAGUUUCCCCAUCUGGACAGCCGAGGACUCUGCCUGUUCCCCACUGGUGUCAUUAUGGAACCCCAGCUGGGGUCCCCUAUUCAGUGCUAACCCCUCCCCCCCACCCAGCAGCUGCUCUCCCAGGCAGAUCCCUCCUCCUGCUCCCCCCACCCCCAGCCCUUGACCCUGGCUGGCCUCCCCCCUACACAUAGGCCACCAGAUGGGCUCCUGAGACUCUCCCCAGGCUCCCUACAGCUCAUUCUGCUGCGGCUGGAAAGGGGGAGGGAGCCUGACCUUGGCCUGACAGACAGGGGCUGGACUGGGGAGAGCUUCCUUUUAACAACUGAUACUUGUAGCAUUUGAAAGCUGGGAGAUGCUUGAUGGCACAGAUGUAGACCUUAUCUCCCCUCUCACCCUCUGUGGGGAGCAGGCAGCACCUGGUAGGCAGUGUUCUGCCCUUCCUCCCUCCAUCCCCUCUGGAAGUCUUGGAGCCUCAGUGCUUACAACAGCUGCCCUUGGGCAAAUAAAAGACUAGCCUUGCUUGGGCCACCCAUUACCCCCA
Molecule: messenger RNA, 1348 nt
Organism: Lepus europaeus (European hare)
Lineage: Eukaryota; Metazoa; Chordata; Mammalia; Lagomorpha; Leporidae
Gene: URM1
Product: ubiquitin related modifier 1
Exons: 5
Coding region: 52-357 (101 amino acids)
Biological process (GO): protein urmylation; tRNA thio-modification
Cellular component (GO): cytoplasm; nucleus
Molecular function (GO): protein tag activity
Source: RefSeq, a predicted model, not a curated record